GGGAACUCAUGAAUGAUUUGCAUAUAUUUUCCAUAUUUCAUCAACCCAACCCAUAGAAGUGACUCCAUUAAUCCAAAGAUUUUUUUUACAAUUGAUGAUCAAAUGUGUUUAAUUUUAUCUGUAAAAACAGCUUAUAUGGUUUUAAUGCAUAUCCAAAAAAUGGGAUUUUUUUCAAUGAUUUGACCUUAGUAUCCAUUGACGUUCCACAACAAUCAAACUUAUGAAAUAAAACGAAUUUUAUGUUUUUUUAAAAAAAAGCACUUCACAAAUGUGUAAUACAAUACAUUAUGGGUUCAGAUACCGCCAGGGGUCUACACAUCUAUAAAACUAGAGGAUUUGUUGUUCAGAUUUAGUUUAUACAACAUUCAAAUGUCAGAUAGUAGCGAAAAAAGUAAUCUCAGUAGAGUUGAAGCCAGUAUCAAAAAUAGGAGAGGACGGCCAACUGGACAAACAAAUAAGGAAGGACACAAUGCUGGUCGCAAACGCAAACAAAUAGUUAAUCAAUCCUUUAUGACAAAUUUUUUGACAAAGACCCCCGAGGAGACGGUACAAUCUGAAGCCUCCACAUCAGCUGCAGCAGAUAAUGAGCAUAUUUUAUUUGGUAACACUGAACAGGGAGUUGAAGACACUGAAGAUGAUUCAAAUGAGGAUGGAGUCGAAGAAACUGAAACUGAUUCCGAUGAAUUCGAGGAAUUGAAUGAGGAAGCAUUUAACAUCCUAGACGAGUUUGCUUCUUCAUUACCUUCUGACAGUGAAGUUGCGAAAUACCACGAAGCUCUUCAGCAAAGAUUGGGAGGAAACAACAAAAACAAGAGUCACCCCCCUGAUGAAUAUAAAAGAGGGACAUUUUGGACACAGACGCGGAACCCUUCUUUUAUUUUGGCGAAGGCUGCAGAUCCGUCGGAGCUGUACCACCCAAGAACGUUCAUUUGGCUACCUGACCAUUUGCAUGAUAACUUGGAUUUGACAAAAAAACAAAAGCAAGAAGAAUUAUUGAUCUGA
Mucor mucedo is the source of this 1002-nucleotide messenger RNA. RefSeq lists its product as uncharacterized. The transcript is spliced from 3 exons. The record is from RefSeq and is a predicted model, not a curated record. NCBI's taxonomy places the organism in Eukaryota, Fungi, Mucoromycota, Mucoromycetes, Mucorales, Mucoraceae. The coding region runs from base 370 to 1002 and encodes 210 amino acids.